CAAAAGAGGUCCUGCGUUUGAAGGAGUGUGCUUUCUCAGCAGGCAGGCACACUUGGUGUCGGUAGGGGGAGGGUGGAGGGCCCGGAUUAGAAUUGGGCUGGACUGACCGUGUUUUUCAUUAGAGCGCUGGAUCUACUGCUCGAAAGGUGACGAACGAUGAAACUGUCCAAUUGGACCUAAGGAUGGUGGGCCUCAACCGAUUUUUUAAUUUUUUUUUGUUACGACUCGGUAAGGGGUUUGCUAAAAAGUGAGUGGAUCCGUUUACAGUUACCCCAGGUGGUGCUCGUGAUCUAGGCAGCCAAUGCUGCUGGAGGGUUUCUCACACAUGUAUGCUGGACUUUGUGACAGACCGGGAGUGAAAGAAAUGAAUGGUAUUGUGCUCAGCAGAGGCUGUCUGGAAACAAAAGAAAAACAAUCUGUGACACCAGGACAAAGCUGUGUCAUUUCCAUCCCCUUGGAGAAAACAAAAGGCAAAAGAAAGAGACCUCCAGAAUUCAUGUGCCCCUUAAGUGUCUGCAGGGCAAGAUGAGUACAGACAGACCCAAACGGAAUAUCAUCAAGAAAAAAUAUGACAUCAGUGAUGGAAUGCCAUGGUGUGAAGAACGUCUGGUCCGCAAAGUUCUUUUCCUGUCCCUCAGAGAAUUCAGAGACACACACCGUACCACACACAAACACUCAUACAUACACACACACACACACAAAUGUACAUCAAAAAAUACACUUUUACAUGCUCCAAGACAGACACAGACUCUACCUAACACACACACUAGACAGAGUGUGCACAUGCCACAACAAAAAGUCACUCAUAGACCACAGAACACACAUACACGGAAAAACACAGACAUGCACAUUUCAAAACACCUACACCCUCAUGAACACAACAACACAAGACAAAAGAUUAACUUGGCUCAGGGCUCUGACACACCAAAAAAUAAAUCUACCCACACACUACAGAAUGUGCAAACACAUUCAAAAAUAUGCACAGGGACACUUAUACACACUGUACAGCAUACACACCUCCAAGAAAAUUCACACAUGUUCCAGAAGAAUUCUGUAUCAACCAGGACACUACGCUCACAGAAAAUACAAAAUACACCACCCCUGACCUCGAAAUGCACAGAAGCUGCAAAGGACACACACAGAAUUCAGCACAAACACUCAGUGAAAAGACUCCGCACACCUGAAGACUCACAGACAUUGCUGAGCACUUCAGUUCCAGCCAGGAAUCUGAGGUCACACACAUCCACAACCCUCAGUGGCUCUGUGAUUAAUGGCAUCAGCCGGUGUCAGUCCUUCCUGUCAGCUAGUCCGAGCUGGAGCUGGUCCUUACCACCAUACCCUCGAGAGCACCUCCCUGAUAGGAUCUAUUGUGACAAGGAUGAUCCUGCCAACAAGAGGCCAAACCUGGUAAGAGCUGGCGGGUCAGCUGACGUACAGGCCCGACACAGAGGCCGGAGAUUCACUCCGCGCCAGCGGAGACAAGGAGAGCAGGGUCCGUGGGGCUGCAACAUCCCAUCUGAGCCCGCCACCGGUACCAACCAGGCAGCGACAGGGUCCGGCGAACAUCGAGAGAAACAAAGGCGAGGCCUCACUUCAUAUCCACCUGGAUCAGGACGUACCAACAUGGCCCUCAGCCUCACCAGACAGCCACUACGCUUCCCACGGCGGCGGUGCAGUUUUCGCCGUGGUGGUGGUGCUGGAGUGCGGCAGAGACCAAGGUUGCAAGCGCAGAGGAAGUUUGCCCAGUCCCCUCCCAGCUCUCCAGGGCCACCACUGUUGUUGACAUCUGCACGAAAUAACCACACCCAUAACCUGGCUGUAGUCACCUGUCUAACCAGACGUCGCCCCAAGACUGAGGAUUUCUUGUCUUUUCUCUGUUUGAGAGGUUCAGCAGCGUUGCCAAGAAACAUGGCUUUCUUAGUGAGGGAACGAACAAAAGAGCAGGCUGGCACUCAGCAUUGUACUUCCACCAUUCACAGGACAGCAGCUGAGGGAAAGUACAUAGGUAUAUUCAAUAGAAAAACAGUGAAGCAAGACUCUAGGGCUCUGAGGGGGAGUGGAGACUCUGCAGCUGUCAGCUCCUUCUGCCCUUUAACUGCCCGGGCACAGAGGAGGAGGGAGCGAGAGAUGAUGAGAGAGGAGGAACAGCAGAGGAGGAAGAGAGAGGGGGUGGAGAAUGACGGGAGAAAGGGGGCUGAGAGACACCUCCUGAGACCUCGCCAGCUCUCCCUAAAGGUCAGGAGGACUAACAAGGUUGCCAUGGUGACUGGAUUCUCUGAACAAAGAACCUCUUAUGUCAGGUCAGUCCCUUCUUUAAAGCCUAGCACAGGGGUUGGAAGCAGACGAUCCCACAGGCCAUGUGCAAGGCCUAGCAGUACCAGUAAACCAAGAGGCCAUCCCCAAAGCAGAUCCCUGCAAAUCAACAACAAGCACCUCCCCCAACAUAGCGACCAAGAGAUGCCUCACAAUCAGCACCUUCCUCUCGACCAUAGAACAGUCUCUAACUACUAUAGCAACCCUAAGACCAUCAGUAGUCUCCAAAACUCAGGAAGAAAUGCACGCAUAUCUCCAGCUCAAAUACCACUACCUAAUGGUUUAGUCAUUAGACAGCUAAGUGAGAACCCUGGGGUCCUGAGGUUGUCCAGAAGGAAGAGAGGCCUCCCGCCAGACACCAGCCCUACUCCUCUGAAUUGGGGUCCUUUGGACAACAACUCAUCAAAGAAGUGCAGGACAUUGCAAUACAAAGAUAGUAAUCACCCACUGGAAAAUUACUGCUAUAUUGGUGACAUCCCACAGAAAGAGGCCAACUAUGAUAAAGAUGUUAGAGACCAGUAUGUGAUCCAUAUGGAUAAAAUCAUAAGUAGCCAUGAUGAAGGACAUAGACAAUACAGAUCUGGCCCUAUUGGAGAGAUGGAACCAGAGAGGGGCAGUUGUAUUAGUAAAGACCUACAGGGCAAGGUAAAUAUGGGAAAGUUACGUUUGGCAAAGGUCACUACUCCAGAGUCCUCUCAUGAAAGGGUAAGCUUUUCCAGUGUCAUCUCAAACCAUGACUUCAGCCCUGUCAGUGAGGUCAUAUGCAGACCUGUGAGAAAAAAAAGACUCCAGAGAAAGCAAUCUGUGUCAUCCACUACUGUAACUAAAGCUGCUAUCAACUCAGUGACAUCUACGCACAUACACACUGACCCACUUGCCAGAUAUCCUGCCAAGUACACUAAGAGCACUAAUAAAGUCAUUCCACCAGUCAGCAGUUACUCAAUCUACAAUUCCAAAGGUGCUGCAAAAAACUUUAUCACAGAGGACUCUAAGGGCAGUGUGCCUGUCAGUAGCUAUUCUAGGGCUUCCAAGGGCUCUACAGAGGCCCAGACUAAGUCUACUACCUUAGCCAUUAAGACUAGGACCAGCCCAAGAAUCCUUUUGAAACACUAAUGUUCACCUUCACAGAUCAACUUUAUGGGAUACUUUAAUCUCAAAGAUAAUUAGCAAAAUAUUUAAAAUAACAUUUUAUACUGUAUUCUCUGUAAGAUUAGUUAGGUCCAUUGUUGCAACUGAACCUGGUUACAUGGCCCACUUUCCCAGCUCUGGUUCUGGUAAGGCACAGGCACCACUCUCCACAUAAUCAGUAUUCAUUCAAUAUUUACAGUAGCCGGGAACCCUCAAUGCUGCAAAUAAAAGA
Larimichthys crocea (large yellow croaker) is the source of this 3673-nucleotide messenger RNA. RefSeq lists its product as uncharacterized. Gene Ontology annotation, biological process: negative regulation of protein kinase activity; platelet dense granule organization; neuron projection development. The transcript has 10 exons. Lineage: Eukaryota; Metazoa; Chordata; Actinopteri; Sciaenidae. Bases 526 to 3426 code for a protein of 966 amino acids. The record is from RefSeq and is a predicted model, not a curated record. Gene Ontology annotation, cellular component: plasma membrane; neuron projection; cytoplasm.